This is a messenger RNA of Tachysurus fulvidraco (yellow catfish), 599 nucleotides long. It is a transcript of the gene pin4, whose product is annotated as protein (peptidylprolyl cis/trans isomerase) NIMA-interacting, 4 (parvulin). NCBI's taxonomy places the organism in Eukaryota, Metazoa, Chordata, Actinopteri, Siluriformes, Bagridae. Gene Ontology annotation, molecular function: DNA binding; peptidyl-prolyl cis-trans isomerase activity. The transcript has 4 exons. The coding region runs from base 103 to 489 and encodes 128 amino acids. Gene Ontology annotation, biological process: rRNA processing. The record is from RefSeq and is a predicted model, not a curated record.
CAUGUUUUUUCCAAAAGGUGGGUUCCUCAAUAUUUGGCAACCCGGUUAAGGCCGAGUCUGUAUAGUAGUGCAGGGAGAAGUGCUAGCUAACUGCUAAUAAAAAUGCCACCCAAAGGAAAGGGUGGUAAGGGGGCAAAAGGAGGUGCCUCGGACAGUGGAGACAAAAGUGACAAGAAGGAGAAAGCUCAGAAAGGAGGCACUGCAGUAAAGGUACGCCAUAUUCUUUGUGAGAAACAUGGGAAAUGCAUGGAGGCUAUGGAGAAGCUGAAGUCUGGAGUGCGCUUCAGUGAAGUGGCAUCACAGUACAGUGAAGACAAAGCUAGACAAGGGGGUGACCUGGGCUGGAUGACUCGAGGAUCAAUGGUGGGACCAUUUCAGGAUGCUGCGUUUGCGCUGCCUGUCAGCACAAUGGAUAAGCCUGUAUACACGGAUCCUCCCGUGAAGACAAAGUUCGGCUACCACAUCAUCAUGGUUGAAGGCAAAAAGUGACCUUUGUACCUGAGUGGACUUCAUGGUUCCUCCUGUGUUUUCUUUCUUCUUCUUUUUUUUUUAAACAAAUGGUGUAAAUAUCAUUUAAUAAAAGCCAAACACACACACAC